AUGCAUCCAAAGGGAGCCAAGCGCUCGGCACCCGACGGCGACCAGAGCACCGCGGGCUCCGACGGUCUGUCCGCCGUCAGGGUCGAGCCAAAGGCGCUCAACCGAAAGCCACCGUGCGACCAGAUCCCGUUCCCGGACACGCUCCGGUCCACGCUCGCGGCCGGAGUGCCGGCGGCAAGGCACGCGCAGCCCGGCGGUGGUGCGACUCCGUCCCUCGAGGCGGGCGGCAAGUUCAGCGGGACGGCGGGCGCAGCCUCUGAGGGCGGCGGCGGCGCCUGCAGCUCGCACGGCAGCGCCGCCGGCCACGGCGCUGGCGUCAACGGCGGCGUCAAUGGCGGCACCAACCUCGGCAAGCGCGCCAACCUCAGCAAAGGCAGCAACGGCAUCGGCAAGGGUGCCGGCCACGACUCCUCCGGCGGCGCAAACGGCGCGAGCGACGCAAACGGCGCAAACGGCGCAAACGGCGCAAACGGCACACAUGGAGCUCACGGCACAAACGGUGUGGAGAGUGAGGAGGGCACAGAUGGCGGCGGCGGUGGCGGCGGCGGCGGGGGGGGGGCGGCGCGGCGACGCGCGCCGCAGCGGGCGGCGGCCAUCAGCGCCGAGGCUCACAUGGCGGCGAUGGCGGUGCCGGGGCUGCGCGGCGAGGCGGCCAUGGACAUGGAGGCGCUCGGCAGCUACGCGGGCGUGGUGACGCGGGCGAGCGGGAUGCACGUCCAGGUCCUCUUUGACGAGGACCAGCAGCGGUACUGGUUCCCGGCCGACCGUGUGCAGCACUGGCUCGUGUCGCUAGACGCCGGAGACGGACCUACAGCCCCGCCCUUCCAAGACGCGGACUCGCCGCUGUUCGACUGCAUUGCAGCCGCACUCGCUGUACUCGCCGCCGUUGGGAUCACGUGGGGUAGCGGGCUCCUCUCGCCACUCGGCGCAGAGACAGAGCUGCCGCCGCCGCCGCCGCCCUCCAAGCCCUGCCAGAAGAGGAAGGGGCGGCCGUCGCCAGCAGGGUGGCCGAGCGGCGGCGGCGGUGGCGGCGGCGGGUUGGCGGCGGGUGGCGAUGGCGCGGCGGCGGACGGCGACGGCGGCGGCGAUGGCGAUGGCGACGGCGACGGCGACGGCGAUGGCGAGUUCACUAUUGAGGAGUUCUCCACGCGCGAUGAGCUGCUGCUGCAUGGGGCUCCGGCGCGCCAGUGA
This is a messenger RNA of Emiliania huxleyi CCMP1516, 1191 nucleotides long. RefSeq lists its product as hypothetical. The transcript has 4 exons. NCBI's taxonomy places the organism in Eukaryota, Haptophyta, Isochrysidales, Noelaerhabdaceae. The coding region runs from base 1 to 1191 and encodes 396 amino acids. The record is from RefSeq and is a predicted model, not a curated record.